Serpula lacrymans var. lacrymans S7.9 is the source of this 588-nucleotide messenger RNA. RefSeq lists its product as uncharacterized. The record is from RefSeq and is a predicted model, not a curated record. Bases 1 to 588 code for a protein of 195 amino acids. The transcript has a single exon. Gene Ontology annotation, molecular function: nucleic acid binding; zinc ion binding. NCBI's taxonomy places the organism in Eukaryota, Fungi, Basidiomycota, Agaricomycetes, Boletales, Serpulaceae.
AUGUACCAAAAACAGGAGAAGAACCAGACGGCCCAAGAGUUUUUCAUGAAAUUCGAGGAACUCAGAAGGAGAGCGGGCUAUGACAUCAGAAGGAAUGAACUGUUCAUAAUAACGCUCAUUAGGAACAACAUCAACGGGCCGUUGAUAAAGCAGAUAAUAUACAGCGGCAACAUUCCUAGGACGUACGUAGAAUGGAAGACAAGGAUUAUCACAAAUGAUCAAUUGUGGAGGGACCAGAUGGAGAAUGAGCAGAUGCUCAAAGGAAUGAUCGGCGGCAGCUCUGGUUCUGGAAACCGGGGACCUAAUGGUUGUUACCAAGGAGGAGGUGCUUCGGAGAAGAAGGCCGAGACAGUGGAAGUAAAGAAAGAUGGCACAGGCACGGUCUACGGACAAGCCGGAAUGCCAAUGGAAGUAGACAAAGCAAAGUAUCGGGCAGAAGGCAGAUGCUUCAAGUGCGGAGAAAAAGGGCAUAGAGCCCAAGACCACAAAGAAGAAGGCAGCGCAGCCGCAAAACCAAAGUUCAAUCUUCGAGCAAUGCUUGAAGGGAUGAACAAAGAAGAGCAGGAUGAACUACUCAAGGGUUUUUAA